Molecule: messenger RNA, 1305 nt
Organism: Closterium sp. Naga37s-1
Lineage: Eukaryota; Viridiplantae; Streptophyta; Zygnematophyceae; Desmidiales; Closteriaceae
Source: the annotation of a GenBank genome assembly
AUGACAGAGCGGAGCGGGGACAGUCCAAUGGGGAUGGCGAAUCCGCCGGUGGCUGUCAGAGGCAGUGGCGCGUGGACCAAGUGGAGUGUGACUCAGCAUGACGUGUUUCGGUCCGACGCUGACGUGGCUGGCUAUGGCGCUGACAGAGGCUGCGGCAUGCUGAUGCCACAGCUGAGAUUGACCGGCGAAUCAGGAGAAGGCGAAGGAGUUGGGAAUAAGCGAUACGAGAUCGCAGAACGGCCACAAGUGACGCUGGCGCUAUUGGGUGAGGGAGACUGGUCGAAGCGGAGACGGGUGGAGGAGAUGACGUGUCAUCACGGUGAAGAAGCGCGUUCAAGUUAUGACUUUUGGAGAAACGAGACACUUGUUGUCGAAGAGCCUCUUAACGAGUCCCUUAGUGGGGAACCUUCCGGGCCGCAUCAUUUCAAGUCGAAUUCAGUGGUCAGCGAAAGCGGCUCGAGCCGCUCACCCGACUCUCCACGCGAGCCGCUUGUCCUAUUCGGAAGACCGUUAAAAGCAACGGACGACACGGGCCAUGCAACGGGUGCCACAGCAACCGACGCCGCCGCUUCUCCUGCUUUUGCCGGCGUCACAACUCCCCCGUCCACUCCUGCUUCUGCCGGCUGCACUCGGUCGUGCGGGCCUGACGUGGCUGCAGACGAGUGUGACGCUGAGGUGGCAGCUGACGUGUCAGCGAAGGAGAGCGAGCCGGUUGCGACAGCUGCGGCUGUUCUCGAAUUCUCAGCAGCACCUGAAUCAAUGGCUGGAGCGGCGGCAGCAGCAGCAGCAGCAGCAGCCGAGGAGAAUCACGCCGUUAAUCGUCGAACCAGCUCGAAUCUUGGCGUCCGCAGCGCCCCCGGCGGCGGCGCCCCCGUCGGCAGCGCCCCUGGCGGCGGCGCAGUGCGCGGGAUCGGCAAGCUGGGGCGGCGGUUCCGCGGGAUCCGCCAGCGCCUGUGGGGGCGGUGGGCGGCGGAGGUGCGCGACCCGUUCGCGCGGCGCCGCCUGUGGCUAGGGAGUUUCGACUCCGCGGAGGAGGCCGCGCGCGCGUACGACGUCGCGACGCGGCGAUUAAGAGGCCCCUGGGCUAAGACUAACUUCCCGCUGGACCCGCGCGACCCGGAGGAUAAGGAGCAGCUGGCGCGCAUGGCGGUGGCGGUGGCGGCGUGCGCCAAGGGGCGGUACCGCACGAAGCUGGCGGCGUGGCGGAAGCUGUGCGGGCCGGUAGAGGUGGCGGGGGUGGUGGUGACUGGCGGAGAUGCGGAGGAGCGUGCUGAGCAGCACUACCAGCAGCUCUACCACCACUAG